GAAGAGAGAGAGAGAGAAGAGGGGCGACAGUAACGAUUCUAACGAAGAAGAAGAAGAAGAGCACUCCAACGGAAAUCAGAACUCCAGGGCUUGAUUACAGAAGAUUAGGGCUCGAUUAGGGCUCGAUUUGAAGCGGUUUCAUUUCCCCACUUGCUUGUCCGAAUCUCCCUUUCAGCAGGAGAGAAUACCCGUCCGUCGGAGGAACUCUUUGUACGUUUUGGAGAGAGAGAGAAAGAGGAGAGAGAAGAAAGUUGAUAGAAAAUGGGACUUCUCUCUAACAGAGUUGAUAGGGAUAGCCUCAAACCAGGCGAUCACAUCUAUUCCUGGAGGUCUGCCUAUAUCUACGCCCAUCAUGGCAUAUACGUUGGCGAUAAUAAAGUCAUUCAUUUCACAAGACAUGGGCAAGAAUUUGGAACGGGGACAUUUCUAGAUAUCCUUUUGGUAAGCUCAGAGCCUGCCCGAUCUCAAGUCCCCUGUUCCACGUGCACCCCACCAGAAGAAGCUCACGGUGUUGUCUCCUCAUGCUUGAACUGUUUCCUUUUGGGCGGCGUGCUUUACCGCUUCGAGUAUUCUGUGAGUCCCACUCUCUUUCUUGCAAAAGCACGCGGUGGAACUUGCACUCUAGCAGUUUCUGAUCCCCCUGAUAUCGUGGUCCAUAGGGCAAACCACCUCCUUAACAAUGGGUUUGGGUGCUAUAAUGUAUUUAAGAACAACUGUGAAGACUUUGCAAUUUACUGCAAGACAGGACUAUUGGUUCUCGACCAAAAUACAAUGGGGCAGAGUGGGCAGGCAGUUUCCAUAAUUGGUGGGCCCCUUGCGGCAGUUUUUUCUACGCCUUUACGUCUUGUAACCACAAAUGUCUAUGGUAUGGCAGCGACUGCUGUUGGAGUGUAUUGUGCAAGCCGCUAUGCUGCUGACAUAGGCAUGCGAAGGGAUGUGGUGAAAAUGUCUGUGGAGAAUCUGACAACAAGGUUAGCUGCGGGUACUCUUCAGGUUGUUGAUUCGAGUCUUCCUGUUGUGCUUCCCCCUACCCGUUAAUACAUGUUGGUUCUGUUACAUCUAUAUCCAUUACAAUGCCUAUACUUUGCGAUCUUGAUGUUUGUAUAACAAUAUGUGAUAACUUGUUGAUCUGAAACAUGGAAAUGUUCAGUACCAUUUAAGUUUAUUGGUGAUGGACCUGUUUCA
Rhododendron vialii is the source of this 1185-nucleotide messenger RNA. RefSeq names its product protein LEAD-SENSITIVE 1. The record is from RefSeq and is a predicted model, not a curated record. The transcript is spliced from 5 exons. The coding region runs from base 262 to 1038 and encodes 258 amino acids. Lineage: Eukaryota; Viridiplantae; Streptophyta; Magnoliopsida; Ericales; Ericaceae.